AUGUCGACGCCAGCCCGCCAGCGCAAACCGGCCACCACCACGGCCACGUCUAGCACUUCCACCGCCAGCUACGAAGACACAGUCCCCCGCAAACCAGCCACCACCACGGCCACGUCCAGCACGUCGACUGCAAGCCAUGAGGACGCAGUUCCCCGCGCCCCCGCGUCCACGGCGGCCGCCAAGCAGGAGCUGAAAGCCGCCGUCAACGAGCAGGCAGCCAGAACGUCCAAGGGGUUUUCGGUCCUAGAUGUCCUGCGCGUCCUCGGCGGCCUGGCGCUGCUCAGCGCGGGGCUGUCGUAUCUGAGCACGAGCGGGACGAGCAUGACAUGGGGGUACAACGCCAAAUGGACACGCAUGCGGGAGUGGAAAGGAAUGCUGAGAGGCCGCGUCCACCUCACCGACGCCCAGCUCCUGCAGUACGACGGCUCAGACCCCACGAAGCCCAUCUACCUCGCCCUCAACGGCACCAUCUACGACGUCUCGUCGUCGCCGCAAACCUACGGGCCAGGCGGCAGCUACCACUUCUUCGCAGGCCGCGACGCCGCGCGUGCCUUCCUGACAGGCUGUUUCGCCGAAGACGCCGUGCCCGAUCUCCGCGGCGUCGAAACCAUGUUCAUGCCCGUCGACCCGGAGACGAAGCCCGACGCGCCAGCCGACGUGCGCGAGAAAGCGGCGCGGCGCCCGCCGCUGUCCCCGGGGGCGAGGAAGAACCGCCACGCGCAGGAGCUGAGGCAGGCGAGGGCGAAGAUGGUGCAGGGCCUCGAGAGCUGGCAUGCGCUGUUCCGCGGCGAUAAGGGGAAGCCGUACUUCGAGGCCGGCGUUGUCGAUCGCCCGGUUGGGUGGGAGAGCCAUGUCCCCGAGCGGCCGUUGUGCGAGCAGGCCGAGAAGAGUCGGCCGGUGAGGAAGUACGAGUAG
Molecule: messenger RNA, 915 nt
Organism: Ascochyta rabiei
Lineage: Eukaryota; Fungi; Ascomycota; Dothideomycetes; Pleosporales; Didymellaceae
Exons: 2
Coding region: 1-915 (304 amino acids)
Cellular component (GO): endomembrane system; membrane
Source: RefSeq, a predicted model, not a curated record